Messenger RNA from Rhizophagus irregularis DAOM 181602=DAOM 197198, 1484 nucleotides. RefSeq lists its product as uncharacterized. Gene Ontology annotation, molecular function: ATP binding; ATP-dependent protein folding chaperone. The record is from RefSeq and is a predicted model, not a curated record. NCBI's taxonomy places the organism in Eukaryota, Fungi, Glomeromycota, Glomeromycetes, Glomerales, Glomeraceae.
UUGAACUUUCUGUAGAUUAUAAAAUAGCAAUUACUGAUUAUCUUCGCGAAAUUGGGAAAUGUGUCGGGGAAACUAUUGAUUCUAGAUGGGAUGGAAUGAAACUAGAAAAUGUUCUUUUUAUCCUUACUGUCCCUGCUGAAUAUGAUGAUAAGGCGAUACGUAUAAUGAGGGAAUGUAUGAACGAUGCUAAAUUAAUUGAUGAUUUGUAUUCUGAAAGGUUACAAUUUACUACGGAACCUGAGGCUGCAGCAAUUUAUUGUAUGGAAAAUAAUCUCAAAGAACAUGAUUUGACUGAUAGUGGAACAACUUUUAUGAUCGUCGACUGUGGUGGCGGCACAGUAGAUUUGACGACGCGAAAAUUAUUGAAUAGAAAACAAUUGGGUGAAGUUACCGAAAGAACAGGAGAUUAUUGUGGAAGUACUUUUAUUGAUAAGGAGUUUAAAAAUUACUUACAACAUAAGCUUGGAAAAGAGACCAUGGAUUUAUUUGAAAAAGAACAAUAUGGGCAACUACAGUUUAUGGUUCAAGAAUUUUGUGAAAACGCGAAAUUGCCAUUUACAGGAGAUGAAACGAAUUUUAAUUAUGAAAUGGAUCUUGAGGAAAUUCCCGUUUUAUUAAAAAACUACUUGAACGAUGAUGUGAAAGAAAGAUUGGAAAAAGAUGAAAAUGUGAUUAAACUCGAUUAUGAAACGAUCAAAUCAAUGUUUGAUCCUAUCGUUGAAAAAAUUAUUAAGAUGAUAAGUAUACAACUUGAUAAUUCUCGUGAAAAAGGUUCAAAACCCUCUAUAAUGUUUUUGGUUGGUGGUUUUAGUGAAUCAAAAUAUUUACAAAAAAGAAUUAAAGAUGCAUUUCAAGAUCAUGUUGAUAAUAUUUCUGUUCCUCAAAGUCCGACCGCUACUAUUUCCCGUGGUGCAGCAAUGUAUGGGCUAAGUCUCUUCAGCGGUGAGGAUCCAAGUAUUAAAAAAGGCUCAAAAAGUGUUAUAGGUUCACGUGUAUUGAAAAACACUUAUGGGGUUGAUGUCCUAAGACCUUAUAGUCCCGGAGAUCCAAAAGAAAGAGUAGGUUUUAGUUUUUUAGGACCUUCAACGCUUUAUUUUAAUAUUAUCGCAAAGAGAGGGACCGUAGCCAAAAUUGAUGAUGUUUUUCCUACAACUGAGGGGCUUACUGUAAGACCCGGUAAUCCAUUUCAAACUGUUGGAGAAUUUGAUAUCUAUUACACACGUGAAUAUGAUGCAGAAUUUAGUAAUGAAUCUGGAAUGAAAUUACUCGGUAAACUUAAGUUUUAUUGGGAUGACGCUCACUUGGGGUUUGAUAGAUCUGUUACCUUUAAGUUAUCAUUUUGCGAAAUGGAAAUUACCGCAACCGCAACAAAUGAUUUAACCGGUCAAAAUUAUCAUACGUACUUUGAGAUAAAUACAGAAAACUGAUGACUAUUAUACACACAAUUACCUAGUUUAUAUAAAUUGGUUCAUUAAUUUCUUUAU